AGGUCUCGUGCUAACGGCUAUCAGUGGCUGAGAAAACGUGCCGGGCAGCGUACAGCCAGCUCGGAGACCCAAAAAACUAGAAAGAUGAGCCUGCAGUUCUUGUUCUUCCUCGGCCUGAGUGCUCUAGUCAGUGGAGGAGAAACCUCACACGAUGCCGAGCGGCGUAUGCAUCCGGUAUUCUCCCUUUCCCGAUCCGUAUCCCCAUCCGGAAUGGGAGGUCGCUCCAAGCGAGCCAUGCCCCAGAUCGUGUUCGAUGCCCUGCGGGCAGAGGAGCGUUACGCCGAGUACUGGCAGGGAUUGGCGGCUCAGACGCUGGACCAGCAGCUGGACAGCAAGCUGCGGCUGAACACCCAGCUGGCCAGGAAUGUGAUGCUCUUCAUUGGCGACGGCAUGUCCAUACCGACGAUCACAGCGGGUCGCGUUUAUCUCGGCGGCGAGGAGAAGCAGUUCGCCUUCGAACAGUUCCCGUAUGUGGGUCUCAGCAAAACGUAUUGCGCCAAUAUGCAGGUGGCCGAUUCCGCCUGCACAGCCACUGCCUAUCUGGGUGGAGUCAAGGCCAACUACGGAACGAUUGGAGUGAGUGCAGCGGUGCAGUUCAAGGAUUGCCAGGCGCAGGCGCAAACCGCCCACCAUGUCUCGUCCAUUGCCGCCUGGGCCCAGAAACAGGGAAUGGCCACGGGUUUGGUCACCACCACCUCGGUGACCCAUGCCUCGCCAGCCGGAGUGUACGCCCACCUGGCCAACCGGAACUGGGAGAACGACGCCGAGGUCGUUGGAGACAAUGGUGACCCCGAUCUGUGUCCAGAUGCCGCCUACCAGCUGAUAAACAGCCCGGUGGGUCAGAAGCUCAAUGUGAUAAUGGGCGGUGGUCGCGAGAACUUUCUGCCCAAAAGUGUGAUAGAUGGCAGCGGAGCACCUGGUCGCCGAUUGGAUGGACGCAAUCUCAUCGAGGAGUGGAAGAGUCAGCACACGAAUAGUGCACACUAUGUGGAGAAUCGCAGGGAUCUGCUCAGACUGUCCAAUCACACUUCUCGUGUGCUGGGCUUAUUCGCCCCCUACCACAUGGCCUACCAUCUGGACGCCAAGCCGGAGGAGCAGCCUACACUGGAGGAGAUGGUUCAGGCGGCCAUGGCCAUCCUGGAGCGGCAGAGCGCGGGACGUGGCUACUUUCUGUUCGUGGAGGGCGGACGGAUCGAUCAUGGUCACCAUGACACCCUGGCCUUGAGGGCCAUCGAUGAGACGGCGGAGUUCGACAAGGCGGUGAGAUUUGCCCGGAGUAGCACGAGUACGGAUGACACCCUGAUUGUGGUCAGCUCGGAUCAUUCGCACACCAUGUCGCUGGCGGGCUAUUCUAGCAGGAAGAACGACAUCUUCGGGAUCAACGACGGACAGCUGGCGGCGGAUGAUCUGCCAUAUGCCACUUUGAGUUAUGCCAAUGGGCCGGGCUACGAUAGCAACUACCUGAGGGAAGGAGGUGCUGUGAGGAGGAAGAAUCUGAGGGCCAUCAACAUGAAGAACAAGGACUUUAUGUUCCCCAGCACAGUUCCCCUGGAAUCGGAGACGCAUGGCGGCGAUGACGUCGCCGUCUUCGCCAGUGGGCCUUAUGCCCAGCUUUUCACUGGAGUCUACGAACAGCACUUUAUUCCGCACGCCCUCGCUUACGCCUCCUGCCUCAGUGAUCGUAAUAUGUGCGUGGAUGGGGGCGUGGCCAGAAGACCGCGUUGAAUCUGGCCGGAGAUCAAAGCUCAAAUAGAAUUUAAGAAGUCUCAGGGUAUUAUUCUCGUUUGAGAGAGAAGCCACUAGUUAAGUCAUAGUUUAAGGGGGGACAUUAAAAUAAAUACUUGAAAUCUUAAAAGA
Molecule: messenger RNA, 1857 nt
Organism: Drosophila takahashii
Lineage: Eukaryota; Metazoa; Arthropoda; Insecta; Diptera; Drosophilidae
Gene: phu
Product: phurba tashi
Biological process (GO): dephosphorylation
Molecular function (GO): alkaline phosphatase activity
Source: RefSeq, a predicted model, not a curated record